Molecule: messenger RNA, 3394 nt
Organism: Spea bombifrons (plains spadefoot toad)
Lineage: Eukaryota; Metazoa; Chordata; Amphibia; Anura; Pelobatidae
Gene: LARP1B
Product: La ribonucleoprotein 1B
Exons: 20
Coding region: 188-3148 (986 amino acids)
Biological process (GO): positive regulation of translation; mRNA stabilization
Cellular component (GO): cytosol; cytoplasmic stress granule
Molecular function (GO): RNA cap binding
Source: RefSeq, a predicted model, not a curated record
UCGGGAGCGCGCACAGAACGUCAGGGUAACGACCUGCACCCAGAACACAGGAACUGCUAUAACAUUCAUACACAGGCCGCCGUCCGGGUGUAGUGUAUCUGCUGGCCGGGUACUCUCCUCUCUGUUCCCGCUGCCAGUGUUUGAGGAGGAGUGGUUCACAUAAUACGCAGAUCCCUGUGCUCUAGAAAUGGCGUCCGAGGUGCGUGAUCCGCUUGCUGUAAACCCUGGUACUGAUCCGAUGGAUGUUGAAAGCAGCGACGGUCGUGGUUCUGAGGUGCACGCGUUGAAGAAUACGCACCAAGAAAGACGGGAGAUGACGUGCAACAAAGAGAAUGACCAGCUGAGUGCUCCUCUGGUCCAGCGUAUUGAUGCUCCACUGCCAAAAACCAACCCCUGGGCGAAGAAGCAUGGUCUGACGUCUACUAAUAAUGUCCACAACACUGGUGGUCACGAACCAAGAAGUGUGCCAUGUUCCACCAAAAUUAUAAAGGCAGGAAAACCUACGCAAAAAAAGUCUAGUGACUUUAAUGACAUCACAAACUGGCCAACACCUGGUGAAACUGCAACCCAAGAUCACCGACAUCCUGCAAGUCUUCCAAACCAUAAACCGGUGGGGAAUGACGCAGAAGUGAAAAGCGGCAUCGAGAGUAAGGAGAACUGUGAGCUGAAUGACCAUGUGGAGCACGCAGGGCACAAGGAUAAUACCUGGUCAGCGGCAUUAAAGAAGAGAGUUGGCAAGCAAAAAUGGGUUCCGUUACAACUCGAAAACGAGCAGGAAAAGCAAGGACAUCACACGGGAUCACAAUCACCAGAAUCGAAAAGAUCCACCUACAAGCGAGGGGAUUACCCCCAAAGUUGGCGUCGGGACAGAAAGGAUGACUUGGAUGAAGUAUCAAGCACACGAAGCGAAGGUGGAAGCGUCCGAGGAAGCAGCCGAGGCAGAGGAAGAGGCAGGGGAAGAGGUCGUGGAAGAGGAGUUCACUAUGGGUAUUCGUACAGCAGAGAUGAGCACCAGGGGUCUGUGGUUCCUUCUGAACUUGAUACCAGCAAUGCAAACAUGGUGUACUAUUACGAUGAUGGGAAUAGGUUGCACAUGUAUCCAGUGGAUGAAGGUUUACUCAAGGAGUAUGUCAAGCACCAAAUUGAGUAUUACUUCAGCUUGGAAAAUUUAGAGAGGGACUUCUUUCUCAGGAGAAAAAUGGACCCGCAGGGAUUUUUGCCUGUUAGUCUCAUUGCCAGCUUUCACCGCGUUCGCUUGCUGACCACGGAUGUCGGUCUCAUCUGUGAGGCUUUAAAGGAAAGUAAAGAGGUGGAAAUCAUAGAUCAGAAGAUAAGAAGGAAAGUGGAUCCAGAAAAAUGGCCUAUUCCUGGUGCUCCUGUUUUAAACCUUUCUCAGAGUGACUUCUGUAGACUACUCAACUGCCCCGAAUUCAUUCCUCGAAGAGCUCCAGACUCUCACACAGGAUCAGCACCAAAUUCCCCAAGGAAAGGGAGCGCUCUAUUUGAACAUGGAAGAAAUGAGCCAAGUAAUUUACAAACCAUGUCUAAAAGCCUAUCCGCAAGCUUACCAGAGCUGGACUCUGAGCCGUGGAUCGAAGUUAAAAGAAGACAUAGAGCGUCUCCUGUGAAGCCAAAGGAAGCUGUAACCCCCCCACAGGUAACUCCUAAACGUCAACCCGAGGAACCCGAGCAAGAAGAGCUGGACUUCAUGUUCGAUGAAGAGAUGGAACAUAUGGAGGGUCGCAAAAAUACCUUUACUGAUUGGUCUGAUGACGACUCUGAUUAUGAAAUUGACGACAAAGACUUAAACAAGAUCAUAAUUGUGACACAGACUCCCCCUCACCUGAAAAAACAUCCUGGUGGAGAUCGCACCGGAAAUCACGUUUCACGGGCAAAAAUCACCUCAGAGCUUGCAAAAGUCAUCAACGACGGGCUAUAUUAUUAUGAACAAGAUUUAUGGACGGAUGUAGGUGAACAGGAUUAUUUAAUGUCAAAGGAAAUAGAAAAUUUCAAGAAACUCAACCUCAUCAGCAAAGAGGAAUUUGACCAUCUUGCCCCAGACUCCCAGGCUGACCAAAUUAUUGACGAGUCUCCACCAAACAUACCCAUUUUCCAACAAGAUGUUCCAGAGUCCCCGGUACACCAUCCCCCAAGGACUCCAAAAACACCACGCACUCCACGCUUGCAAGAUCCCACCAAAACGCCCCGAUUUUACCCCGUGGUAAAAGAGCCAAAAGCUAUAGAUGUGCAGACGCCAAGAAAAAGGAAAACACGACACAGCUCAAACCCACCUUUAGAGUAUCAUAUUGGCUGGGUGAUGGACUCCAAGGAGCACAGGCCAAGGACAUCCUCUGUCAGCAGUUCGAAUGCCUCCCCUUCAGAUGGUACACCGCUUGUAGGAAGCUAUGGCUGCACCCCUCAUUCUCUGCCAAAAUUUCAACAUCCAUCCCAUGAACUUUUGAAAGAAAAUGGUUUUACUCAGCAAGUGUACCAUAAAUAUCGGCGAAAGUGCUUAAACGAGAGAAAACGCUUAGGAGUUGGCCAGUCCCCGGAGAUGAACACGCUCUUCCGUUUCUGGUCCUUCUUUCUCAGAGAUCACUUUAACAAAAAAAUGUAUGAGGAGUUCAGACAACUCGCUUUGGAAGAAGCCAAAGAAAACUACAGGUAUGGGUUGGAGUGUCUUUUCAGAUUCUACAGCUAUGGGUUGGAAAAGAAAUUCAGACCUGAGAUAUUCAAGGACUUUCAAGAGGAAACUCUGAAAGACUAUGAAAGCGGCCAGCUGUAUGGACUGGAGAAAUUUUGGGCAUAUCUUAAAUAUACGCAAACCAAGAAUAUGUCUGUGGACCUGAAAUUACAGAACUACAUGAGCAACUUUAAGAGGCUAGAGGACUUCAGAGUUGACCCUCCCAUAGCUGAAGAAACGGGUCGAAGGAGACAUCCAUCGGGUUCAACAUGCGACGAUGCAGGCAGACGACGGCACCGCUCCGGCUCUUCAAAGACUUCUCAAACCGCUAAACACUCUUCAACCGGUCAUUCCCAGGGAUCCUCCAAUUCCCCUCCCAAAGUCAACACAAAGCAGGAAAACCAAAGUGGCAAAAGCAACCAAGGUGGUGCCGUCACUAAAGGCAAUCGUGAAACGGCUACAUAAGAAACCGACUCCGAGUUUUCUGCCCCUGCUAACACAGCAGUAUUUUACUACAUGGCUCUUUGGCAGCAACCGUGGAAGCUUGAUCAAUAAUACACUCUAGGAAUGAAUGACUUGACGUUUACAAAGGUUUCCUUCUGUUUCUGAUGUGUGUGUGUGUGUGUGUGUGUGUGUGUGGGGGGGUAUUUUAUCAGGGUUGACAAAAGCUGUUGAGUUCCUGUGCGCAACCUUGAGCAGUGGUUUAGAAAA